Messenger RNA from Mastomys coucha (southern multimammate mouse), 1097 nucleotides. Its product is annotated as GATA zinc finger domain-containing protein 13-like. The record is from RefSeq and is a predicted model, not a curated record. The transcript has 7 exons. NCBI's taxonomy places the organism in Eukaryota, Metazoa, Chordata, Mammalia, Rodentia, Muridae. The coding region runs from base 1 to 918 and encodes 305 amino acids.
AUGUCGGCUCUCCUGGGAGAUCAGCUCUCUCCUGGUGGUAUUUGUGUCUGUAGCGCUGUGACACAGGAUCAGCUCUGGGUGCACAUGGAAACUGGAAGACUUCUGUCCCAGGCUGCUCUUCAGUUCCUGUGUCGAGAGGAGCUGGUGGAGGCUGGACAGCUGACAUGGCAGGUCCCCACCAGGCCUGUGUCCCAGCUACCUUCCUCCUCUAGGUGUGAAAAGUUCAGUAUGAACUCAGACAGGCCACAGACCAGGACCAGAGCCUCCUGCAGCCAGAGCUGCCUCAGCAAAUGUUCUGAUUGCCUUUCCUUGUCUUAUAGCACCUCUGAGGAGGAUGAAGGAAAACACAGACAACUUGAAUUCUUGGCAGUCUUCAGUCUGCGAUCAAGGCCUUCUCAAAAAAGCCACCUCCUUGUAGCUGAGAACUCAACAGUGAGUCAGAUAUCAACCACACCCAGAUCAAGUGCAGUGUCACAGUCCUGUAACAUCAGAACUCCCAGGCAGAGAUGGAUGUCUGCAAGUGCCAGGUGGCUUGGUCUACACAGUGAGUGUGAAAAGUUCAGUAUGAACUCAGACAGGCCACAGACCAGGACCAGAGCCUCCUGCAGCCAGAGCUGCCUCAGCAAAUGUGUUUACCAAUGGCUCAGCCAGGAUGUUUCUGAGUCUGAUUGCCUUUCCUUGUCUUAUAGCACCUCUGAGGAGGAUGAAGGAAAACACAGACAACUUGAAUUCAUGGGAGUCUUCAGUCUGCGAUCAAGGCCUUCUCAAAAAAGCCACCUCCUUGUAGCUGAGAACUCAACAGGCAGCCACUUGACCAUCAAUAAUAAUAAUAAUAGUAAUAAUAAUAAUAAUAAUAAUAAUAAUAAUAAUAAUAAUAAUAAAGACUGUGGGUGUUGCUGUUGUGGAUUCAGAUGCUGAGUUCUGUACCCCAAGAUCAGGUUGCAGUCUGGACAUGGGCACUGUAUUGACCAAUGUGCUGUAAAGAAUGCUAAUAAUCUCUGAUUGGGCAAUAAAAGGCUAGAGCCUGUGACUGGGCAGGAGAGAGAAGAAGGUGGGACUUGGGAUCAAGUACGGGGUCGCAGAUAGGGACCAUGAGG